AUGGCCGACAAGGAAACAGGCCUCAAAUUCAACGCCGAAUCGGCAUCGGAUCAUGUUGUGCAGAUGGGCAACCUCUCCGUCGACCCAGUCACCGAGAAGAAGCUGCUCAGAAAGCUUGAUCUGUGCAUAUGUCCCUUGGUGAUGUCCAUUUUCUUAGUUGCGUACCUUGAUCGCAGCAAUCUGGGGAAUGCUGCUGUCGCAGGAAUGCCGGAAGAUAUUGGAUUGGUUGGAAACCAGCUUGGAAAUGCCGUCUCCUUAUUCUACGCGACAUACGUGUUCUUCGAAAUUCCAUUUUCAAUGCUCCUGAGAAAGUUGCGCCCAAACAGAUUGAUCUCGGCAUUGAUCAUUGGGUUCAGUGCCUCAAUACUCUCUGCUGGAUUUAUCAAGAAUGUUGCCGGGCUCUAUAUCACCAGAUUGCUUCUCGGUGUUUUUGAAAGUGGCUUGUUUCCGUGUCUGACUGUACUUUUGACUACUUUCUAUAAACGUGAAGAGCAAGCCCAAAGAAUCUCUUACUUAUUCGUAUCAGCUGCCCUGAGUGGCGGGUUUGGCGGCCUGUUGGCAUUUGGACUUCUCCGCUUGGAUGGUGUCGGCGGCCUCGAAGGAUGGCGAUGGCUCUUUAUCGUCGAAGGGCUGAUGAGCGCCCUUGUUGGCUUUGCAACUUUCUUCUUCCUACCAAACGACUAUGAAACAGCAUAUUUCCUCAAUGAAGAAGAUAAAGAACUCAUGCGCAUGCGCAUGCAGCUAUCGGUACAAUAUACCGAUGCCGGGCCAUUCGACAUCCGGGAAGUCUGGAAAACUCUGCGCGAUCCCAAGAGCUGGCUGACCUCUCUCAAUCAAAUCAGCGUAAAUGUCUGCUCCUUUGGUUUUAGCACAUUCUUGCCCACUAUCAUCAAGGCAUUCGGCUACGACUCAGUGAAGACGCAAUUGCUUACGGUCCCUGUGUAUAUUUGGGCUUCUAUCUUCUAUCUUGCGAUUGCCCAUUUUUCCGAUAGAGUGCGUAUGCGGGCAGUCUUCAUGGUACCCUUGUGUCUAGUGACGGCUGUUGGAUAUUCUAUGCUGCUGGGGGUGAAUGUGCAUGCCAGAGGGCCACUGUACUUUGCAACCUAUGUUUGUGUGACAGGAAUCUACUGUGUGGUUGGUCUUGGGGUAUCAUGGAAUGCCAACAGCCAUGCUGGGUACUAUAAACGAACUAUGGCCGUUGGUCUCCAGCAAUCAAUUGGAAACUGUGGCGGAUUAAUUGCUGGUCAAAUCUACAAGACAGCGGUCAAUGGACGAUACGUUGUUGGUCAUUCCGUUUCUCUUGCGACCAUAUGCGUUUCCUUCUUUGGAAAUGUUAGCAUGUAUCUGUUGCUGAAAUAUCACAACAGCAAACGAGAUAGGAUGUCUCCAGAGGAUCGGGAAAGAUCUAUUAACUCUGGAUUGUAUGAGAAAGAAGGAGGGGAUUUUCAUCCGGAUUUUCGGUAUAUCUUGUGA
Molecule: messenger RNA, 1473 nt
Organism: Penicillium lagena
Lineage: Eukaryota; Fungi; Ascomycota; Eurotiomycetes; Eurotiales; Aspergillaceae
Exons: 8
Coding region: 1-1473 (490 amino acids)
Biological process (GO): transmembrane transport
Cellular component (GO): membrane
Molecular function (GO): transmembrane transporter activity
Source: RefSeq, a predicted model, not a curated record